Drosophila grimshawi is the source of this 730-nucleotide messenger RNA. Its product is annotated as microsomal glutathione S-transferase 1. Bases 66 to 614 code for a protein of 182 amino acids. Gene Ontology annotation, cellular component: membrane. The record is from RefSeq and is a predicted model, not a curated record. Lineage: Eukaryota; Metazoa; Arthropoda; Insecta; Diptera; Drosophilidae. The transcript is spliced from 4 exons.
ACAACACGCACGCACACACACACACACUCGAAACACUCCACACACACAAACGAGAACUCCUCGAAAUGUCCUCUAGUCAUAUGAAUAGCAGUAGUAGUAGUAGUAAUAGUAAUAAUAACAGCACAAUGGAUCUGCUCACAUUGGAGAAUCCAGUGUUCUGUUGCUAUCUCUUUUGGGCCACUGUGCUGGUGGUGAAGAUGCUGCUGAUGUCUCUGCUGACGGCGCUGCAACGCUUUCGCUACAAGCUGCUGGGUCUGGUGCCAUUGGCGUUGCGGCGAAAGGUGUUCCCCAAUGAGGAGGAUCUGUUCUUCAAGAAUAUCGAAGUUCAAUUCGAUGAUCCACGCGUGGAACGCGUGCGCAGAGCGCAUCGCAACGACAUGGAGAACAUUCUGCCGUACUUCAUUAUGGCAUUGAUAUACGUGUGCACCAAUCCCAAUCCGAUGAUCGCCUGUAAUCUGUUCCGUCUGGCUGCCAUUGCACGCAUUGUUCACACGCUUGUCUACGCCGUGGUUGCAGUGCCGCAACCGUCACGUAUUCUUGCCUUUGCCACCAUGCUGAUCAUCACCUUCUACAUGGCAGCUGUGGUUGCAUUGCGCACGCUUCGCUUUAUUUGAAUCUUAAAUAAUGGCGCCAUUUGCAAGUGCGCAUUUGGCAGGGUGACAAACAUAAAACUUUUAUAGGUUCAGGGUUGCCGAUUACUAGUAAAACUAAAUAAAUAAUUGAAGAACAA